CGCAGCGCGCUCCACAAUCUAGCGUCGCUCCGCAUAUCGAGGCCUGUGCUGCCGUACCCUCGCUCGCGUAGGGCGGCGGUGCUCAUUGCGCUUUUCGUUGGGCGGAUGGGAGAUCUGUACGUGCUAUUGAGUCGGCGCGCGGCAACUUUGAGGACGUAUGCUGGCGACACAGCGCUGCCUGGAGGUAAAUUGGAUCGGGAGGACUCCACCAUCGAGGAUACAGCGAGACGGGAAGCAUAUGAGGAGAUAGGCUUACCGCGCGACAAACAAAGAAUACCACUUCUCUGUGUGCUUGACCCUUUCCUUGCUGGAAAUGAAAUACUAGUCACGCCAGUGGUGGUUCUGAUCCUUGAUAACACUGUCCGCCCAAUCCUCAACGCACCAGAGGUCCACACCCUCUUCUCGCACCCGCUCGCCUCCUUUCUCUCCACGUCCGCGCCCUUCGCGACUGACACCGCGUCUGGAACGGAUGUAAGCUCGGACACAGACACCAACGCCGAGCGUGCCGCCAGCGCGACAAGGAUCCCCGAGCGCUUCGUGCGCAUGCAUCGCUUCCUAACAGGCCGAGAAUCAGGCGGGAUCAAGCCCGUCUUCGGCCUCACCGCCGCGAUCCUCAUCCACACCGCUGCUCUGGCAUACGCACGCCCACCCGCAUUUGACGUCUACGCCCCACAUCAGCCGUCGACCGCCGCACGCGUCGCAUGGGCACUGCGAUACGUCCCUGCCCUCCGCCAGGCGUGCAUCGCCGAGGGGAUGGAUCCUGACGGCACUGCGAGUGUCUGGGAGCCUGACGGGUUGCGAGAGGCGAGCAAAAAGAGAUCGGCACGCAAAUGGGCGAAGCUGUAG
This is a messenger RNA of Heterobasidion irregulare TC 32-1, 846 nucleotides long. RefSeq lists its product as uncharacterized. The annotation marks the transcript as partial. Gene Ontology annotation, molecular function: coenzyme A diphosphatase activity; acetyl-CoA hydrolase activity. Gene Ontology annotation, biological process: coenzyme A catabolic process. The transcript is spliced from 8 exons. The record is from RefSeq and is a predicted model, not a curated record. Lineage: Eukaryota; Fungi; Basidiomycota; Agaricomycetes; Russulales; Bondarzewiaceae.